AUGGCGGACGACGAGCAAUGGAGCGGCAUGGAGAACACGGUUGACGAUCCGGAGGAGACGAGGGUCAUUUUCUGUGCCCUCGACUCAUUUCUCCAAUACGCAAAAGUGGCACACUUCAACGUAACCCACCUCCGCCGCCAAUCCUUCUACGCCCUGCCCCAGGCGCACUGGCAGAUGCUCGCGGCUCCGCCCUUCAACUUCCUCGACACCCUCGAGCGCACCGACGACGCCAUCGAGUCCAACGCCGAGCUCGCCCGCGCCAUCGCCCACAACGGCCUGCGCUCCUUCCACCUCGUAGACGAGAACUCGACAGAGGAACCCAAACUGCCGGACAACUGGGUCGGCGUCGCAAAGCACGGCGACACCGACAAGGCGCGCAGCACCCUCCGCCAAUUCUACCGCGACUGGUCCGCAGAGGGCGCCGAGGAGCGCAGCAUAUGCUACGGUCCUGUCCUUGAAGCCCUCGAUCGCGAGCGCAAGGCCCGACAGUCGUCUUCUGCCACGACGACAGACGCCAACGUCGCUGCCGCGGAACCCCUGAAAGUCCUCGUCCCCGGCGCAGGACUAGGCCGCCUCGUCUUCGAUCUCUGUCUCAACGGCCACGACGCAGAGGGCAACGAGAUCUCCUACCACCAGCUCCUCGCCUCCUCCUACAUCCUAAACUGCACAAAACAAGCAGGCCAACAUAAAAUCUACCCCUGGGUCCACUCCUUCUCCAACCACCGCACGCGCGAGAACCACCUCCGGAGCUGCGCCGUACCCGACAUCCACCCGGCGACGGAACUCGCGCGGGUGCAGCAGCAGCAGCAGCAGUCUUCUGAAUCGGGAGGCGCAGGAAUUGGCAGCAUGUCAAUGUGCGCCGCAGACUUCCUCUGCCUCUACUCCGACGCCGAGCACGCCUCAGCCUACGACGCCGUCGCGACCGUCUUCUUCCUCGACACGGCGCCCAACCUCAUCCGCUACCUCGAGACGAUCCACCACGCCCUCCGCCCCGGCGGUCUCCUCAUCAAUUUCGGGCCCCUGUUGUGGCACUUUGAGAAUAACGCCCCCGGAAACCACGGGCGCGAUACCGACGGCGAUGGCGACCACGAUGCGAGUAACUCGUCCGGUAUUGCGGAUCCGGGGAGCUUCGAGUUGAGCGAUGACGAGGUCAUGGCGUUGGUCGAGAAGGUGGGUUUUGUGGUGGAGAGGAGGGAGACGGGGAUUGCGGCGCCGUAUAUCCAUGAUGGGGAGAGUAUGUUGCAUACCACGUACCGGGCGAGUUUUUGGGUGGCGCGGAAGCCGUUGUAG
This is a messenger RNA of Colletotrichum paranaense, 1290 nucleotides long. RefSeq lists its product as uncharacterized. The transcript has 2 exons. Bases 1 to 1290 code for a protein of 429 amino acids. Gene Ontology annotation, molecular function: S-adenosylmethionine-dependent methyltransferase activity. The record is from RefSeq and is a predicted model, not a curated record. NCBI's taxonomy places the organism in Eukaryota, Fungi, Ascomycota, Sordariomycetes, Glomerellales, Glomerellaceae.